This is a messenger RNA of Chaetomium globosum CBS 148.51, 5061 nucleotides long. RefSeq lists its product as uncharacterized. The record is from RefSeq and is a predicted model, not a curated record. The transcript has 2 exons. Gene Ontology annotation, molecular function: protein binding. NCBI's taxonomy places the organism in Eukaryota, Fungi, Ascomycota, Sordariomycetes, Sordariales, Chaetomiaceae. Bases 1 to 5061 code for a protein of 1686 amino acids. Gene Ontology annotation, cellular component: P-body. Gene Ontology annotation, biological process: deadenylation-independent decapping of nuclear-transcribed mRNA.
AUGUCUAACUAUGGCAUGCCUGGCGGCGGCGGCGCUGCUGGUGCUGGUGCUGGCGACUCUGACGCAAACCCAAAGUUUGAAUCGCUGCUCGCGCAGCUCCGCCUCCAGUCCUCGCCCAGUCCCGGCCCGACCGCAGGUUCUGCGCCCGAAUAUUCUGGUCCGUUCAACUACCACCACGGCAACCAGCCCUUCUACGGCCAUCACUCCAACUCCGACUCGCCCAACCUACCGAACCAUGCUCAGAGCGCCAUGGAUUCGCCCGCGUUUCUGCCCGAAGCUCCCACACCGCCCGCCGGUUUUGGCCAUUCCCAGUUUCCUCCGGGCAUGAUGAAUCAGAUGGGUGCCGCUCGCGGCGGCGGAGCGGUGGGCGGAGAUGGCCGGACCACGCAUUUGUUGAACCUACUCAAGUUCAGCGGUCAGAGUGGCUCUACGAACCCUCACCAGCCGUCAUCCCGAGAGCCUUCAAUGAAUUUUGCGCCGCUGCCAGCCACAACCAAUGUCAUCCACGCGCCCGCUCCGGCCGCCGCCGAUCCCACAGGCUUGCUCGCCGCCCUUAUGAAGGGUAACCUACAGCCCGAUUCCGGCAAGCCCGAGCCCAGCCCGCCGUCCUGGAACCAGACCGAGCCUCCGUCAGGCACGCAGCAAUAUCUUCUCAAUCUCCUUAACCGGCCAAAACCCAGCCAGCACGAUGGAGCGGACCCGACAGAAGCCGACUUGCUGACCCCGCCCCCUGCUACCGAUGACCUAAAGGACAACGAGAGUUCGCACGGUGGCCGCUCCGCCGAGCCGACCCUUGUGGGCACCUUGGCCUCGCGUUCCGAGUUCGAUUUUGAGCCUAAAAGCACCGAAUCUCCGCCUCCCAAAUUUGAUUCGACCCCGCAUUCCCAGCACUCGCAGCAGUCCAGCUCGAGGCAGCACGGUAUCCUUGGCUACUCGGAUCAUUUCGACCGCCUCUCAGCGUCGUCCCCGAUCCAUCGGACACCGAAGUCUUCGACCACACCCGGAGCUUCUGGUUCGGCUGUCGGCGGCGGCCACCCGGCGCCUGCUCCGACUCAAAUCCUCAAGAGCCAGGAUCCGAUUCAAUCAUCGUCGCAUGAACAGAAGCGUCCACCCAGCGACCGCGGCGUAAUCGACAGCCCCGAGCACAACAGGCGCAAACUUGAGCACCCCGUCUCCCCACUGUCGCAGACCCACGCCACCUGGCCCACCGGAAACACCGUGUCGCCCCCAUCAAACCUCGCCGGGCCUUCGCCCCAUGCAGCUCCCAGUAUCGGUCGGGACCCCGGCGAAGAGAAGAAGGAGAGUGUGACGGACGCCGUCGGCGGGCUUGCCGAGCAGGCCGACCGAGAAGCCAGGGAGGCGUUGGCCCGGGCUGAACAAGAGCAGGUUGAGUUUGACACGACCCAUAACCCAGAGCACACGGCGAGCGGUGGAAAUGGGGAAGGGUCCUCCCACUCGGCUCAAACCGCCUCCCUAGCUGCCAAUAAGGAGCGCGCUGAGGAGGAGGAUAAGGCCUUCCUCGACUCCUCACUGGCGCAAGACUUUGCCCAGGAAUCCAGGGACAGCGGGGAUGACACAGCACCAGCAACUCAGGGCGCCGUCGCAGAUAGCUGGGAGAGCGCCGAGGCCGAAGAGAUCGUGGUGAUCGAGGAGACGGCCGCCCCUGUGAAGGUGUACAACUUCCCCAUGAAGCCCUGGAUUACCAUCAGCCUGCAAGAGAUCGACGAGUCUCGCCCGGUGUUCCGCGAAGAGGCUAUCCUCGACAUCGCGCGCCUCAAGAAAGAAUUUGAUCAAAUUGACCGCAACCUGGUCUCAGCCUCCGAGACCUACAUGGCCUAUGGUAUGUCCAAGGCUGGCGGUCUACGGAUAAUCAGACAAGAGGACGGCAAAGAUGCCAAGCUCUUCACCGACACCAAAGAUCGUAUCUUCAAUGUUGCCAUCUCGACAUCAGCCUCCCACCACCACCCGAAGGAGGCUAUCAUCGGCACCGGCGUCAGCGGAACGGUAUACUGGGUCCAGCUCAAAAACGGCGACCGGGACCACCUAGAGGAUGCGCACCCGGAGCAAUAUGGCUUUGCACUUCCUCCGAUCUCGGCUCAGGAGGGUGGCGAUGCUCCUGGCGGCGUUCUCAAGACACGCGCUCGGCCCUCUGCCAUGCACCCCGACUUUUUCGCCGUUGGCAGGGGCAAAUCAAUCAACAUCAUCUGGCCGGCUUUUGUGUUUGAGAACGACCUCUUUAAGAACGGGCACGACCGCGUUGUCGAUACCGAGAAGCUCCUGAAGCAAUGUUCGCUGAAGAUCAACACCGGUAAGGCUGGUAAGGACUUCACCUUCAGCCAGGACGAUACCCUCGUUGUCUCGUUAGACAAGUCCGGGCGGGUCAAGUUCUGGGAUGUCCGCGACUUAACCGCCACCAAGGAGGGCUCGGACCCUCUGCACCCAAUGCCGGCGCGGACAUCGCUGGAGAUCAAGGAGCCGCUCAUGACCCUGACUACCACACCCGAGGGUGAAAAAGCGUGGCCUACGUCAGUGUUGCUGCUGGAUAAGUUCCGACCGUACCAGAAGCGUGCCGCCUUGAGGUACAUGAUUGUGGGCAUGAAGCAGAACCACACCCUCCAGCUUUGGGAUCUCGCGCUAGGCAAGCCAGUGCAGGAGUUCAACUUCCCGCACAACAAAGAGUCCGACGCUGUAUGCAGCGUGAUGUACCAUGCACCUUCCAGCAUGAUUAUCGUCGGGCAUCCUACCCGCAACUCGGUUUACUUCCUCCAUCUCUCGGCUCCCAAAUACUCGCUGAAGAACCUAUCCCAAGUCGACUACAUCCAGCGACUCGUCGCUCAGGAUUCGUCAAUCCCGCAACCUGAGUCAACUGCCGUUAUUAGUGGUAUUCGGGAGUACUCAUUUGCCAACAAGGGCGUGCUUCGCAGCCUCAACAUCCUCGAAAACCCCGCAGCCUCCGGCGAUGGGGACGAGCCAACUCUCUUCGAGCUGUAUGCCAUGCAUUCCAAGGGUGUCACUUGCUUGUUCAUCAAGCAGUCUGAGCUGGGUUGGACGAAGGAUAACAAGGUACUUGCUUCCGCCGAUGCUGUGGAAACUGGUCUGGCCAAGAUCUCAAAGCUGGUGGCCCCGCCUCCGCCCCAAGCCGCUGAGGCGCCGCACACCAGCAUGCCUGGCGAUGCUAUCGCAACCCCGCAGAUUCGGAUUGCCACACGCGGUGCUAAGGACGUCGUGCCUAAGAUCACGUCGCCCCAAGUCGACGAGAAAAAGGGCUCAGAGUCCAUGACUCCGCCGAAGUUUGAGCGAAAGGACGAGGUUGAAACACCCGGGCCUGCCCCAGAGAAGAAUGAAAAGAAAGGCCGAAGGAAGAAGCCCACAGCCGCCGCCGCCGCAGCGGCGGCUGGCGACCACCAGGCUUCAAAUGGCACUGUAGAGAUCAAUAGGGCGAUUGCUCAAACCAAGGGCAACAAACCUGGCCGCCAUGCCGAUGCGACUUCAGAGGCAACAUCAAGCAAACCCUCUGCCGAUCUCUCAUUCACUUCCAAUACAGCAUUCCAGGAGCAACUUGACGCUGUGGUUGGCAAAAUGGAGUCGCGCAUUGUUUCCAACCUCUCAGGGCGCUUCGACGCUGUCUUCAACGAGAUCAUGAAGCAAAUACAAAGUUUUCAGGACAACCGCGACUCGGCUUUCGCCAGCAGUCAGUCGGCGUUGCUGCAGAUGGUCGCAGACGUCCUCAAUGACAACACCGAGGCGGUCCUAAAGAACCUGAUCAUCACCCAGAUCAACAACAGCGUCAUCCCAUCCGUCCAAAGCACUAUCGACAACUCGGUUUCCGAGCAGCUGAGAACCAACUCAACUGCCCAAGUCAAUGCUGUGCAAAGGGAAAUCCAAAGCCUCCUUCCUAACGCUGUUAACCAGGCCAUGCUGAAGCCUGACUUCAUCAAGCCAGUUUCGGACAAGGUCUCGCACAACGUCAAUGCCCAAGUGGAAAACCAAAUUGCCAAGUCGCUCAGUACCCUCACGCCUGCCAUUGCCAAUGCAACGGCGCAAACUGUACAUCAGCGCAUUGUUGAGGACGUCGGUAGCCGGAUUAGCGAUGCUUUUGAGCAACUCGACGAACGCCGCCGCAAUGAAGAUGCCAAGCUCGACCGGCUCAUUGCCCAGACGGAGGACCUUUCCAGUGCAAUCUCGUCCUUGGCCGCGUCUCAGACGCAGAUGCAGCAGGAGCUCGCCGCUCUAAAGCAACAGAUGCACGACCAAAGCCGUGAGAGGUCCUCGGCAGCCGAAGAACACGUGCGCGGCCACGCCCAUUCGCACAGUGCCGCUGGCUCCCACGGCCUGGCCAGCGGCGGUUCUCGGGAAUUGGUCAACUACCCGUCCCAGCACCAGCAGCACCAGCCGCAUCAGCAACAACAUCAGUCUCCCGCGCACCAACAGCCAGUACAAGGCCCGUACUCGCACCAACAACACCACCAGCACCAGCACCAGCACCAGCACCAGCACCAAUUUGGCAACCAGGAGGGACAGGUUGUCUUCGCGCCGCUCAGCCGGGAAGAGCGCCAGAAACUAGAGCUCGACAACCUGGUUGAGACAAUUGACGGUCUGAUGCGAUCUUCCAACUACGACGAGGCAAUGCUGCGCUGGCUGCAGUCCGGUGACAAGGCGGAAGAGAUUUUCCAACAGGUGCUCUCUAGCUACAACCCGAUCUUCGUCCAGGAUCUCCAGCCUCUUCUCUUGCUCUCCGUCGGCGCCACCGUCUCGGUUGAUCUGAGCCGCAACUCACAAAAGCUGAUGAAGAAAGUCAAUCUCUUGGAGGUCGUAGUCUAUGCAUUCAAUCAGAAUCUAGGGACCUUGGAUGAUCAAGUACGGGAGGUCACACCCAAGAUCAUGACCCUCCUGAAGACGCGGAUUGAGCAGCUCUUCCUCGAGAUCAGCCGUAUCGCGCCGCACGAUCCAGCUCUUAAGACGCUCUCCAACAUGAGUCAGGUAGCCGGGCGCGUUGCCGAGAACGUGCAAAUGCGCCACGGCCCUAUGCACGCGCCUGGUCACAUGGGCGCUCCGUACUAA